UUUAACAUGAUUGCUUUCUUUUUUAUUUCGCAUAACUGAAGGGUUAAGAGAUCCAUCUCAUUCAUAAGUUUCUAUCUAUGGUAAUUAUUUAUUCCUGAAAGGGAGGUAGAAAUUGAUUAAUAGAGUUAAAGGCACCACUAUCCUAUUUAUAGCUCCCCUACUCUCUUUCUAGCUCACACCCUUUGUUUACCAACUUGAUCCAGAAAACAAGUAAUAGCAAAGGCAUAGAUAAAAUACACUACUUGGGCAACCGCAAUUGUGGGGAGUUGAGCAAAUUAUGGGAGUGAAAGUUGAAAAAAGCAGUGAAAACAAAGAAGAAAAGGGAAGAGAAAUUGUACUAAAAGUUUACAUGCAUUGUGAAGGAUGUGCGGACAAGAUUUUCAAUUGUUUGAAAGGUUUUGAAGGCAUUGAAGAAGUGAAGACGGAUGUUAAAGGUGACAAAGUGAUAGUGAAGGGACCAAAGGCUGAUCCAUUGAAGGUCUUGGAAAGAGUUAAGAAGAAAUAUAGUAGAAAUGCUGAGCUCAUUUCUCCCAAACCAAAACCUAAGGCUAAUGACAAACAGGAGUUACAAAAGAAAGCAGAGCCUCAAAUUAAAGUUGUUGUGCUUAAAAUGUACAUGCACUGUGAAGGCUGUGCAAAUGAUAUUAAAAAAGGUAUACAGAAAAUGGAAGGAAUUUUAAAUGUUGAACCGGACAUGAAGAAGUCGACGGUGACAAUUAGAGGAAAUUUUGAUCCACCAAAACUUGUUAAAACCAUCACCAAACAAUUGGGAAAGCAUGCAGAAAUUGUGGGAGAGCGAUCACACGAUAAAGAAAAUGUGAAGGAUAACAAGAAAGGCAAAGGAGAAGAGAUCAUAUUCCAUUACCCUCCACAAUAUUCCGUACAACAUAUUUAUCCUGCUCAAAUUUUUAGCGAUGAAAAUAUUUUCUCGUGCUCCAUUAUGUAA
Messenger RNA from Durio zibethinus, 946 nucleotides. Its product is annotated as Heavy metal transport/detoxification superfamily protein. The record is from RefSeq and is a predicted model, not a curated record. Gene Ontology annotation, molecular function: metal ion binding. Lineage: Eukaryota; Viridiplantae; Streptophyta; Magnoliopsida; Malvales; Malvaceae.